This is a messenger RNA of Eurypyga helias (sunbittern), 1692 nucleotides long. RefSeq names its product chaperonin containing TCP1, subunit 2 (beta) (gene CCT2). Gene Ontology annotation, molecular function: ATP binding; ATP-dependent protein folding chaperone; ATP hydrolysis activity. Lineage: Eukaryota; Metazoa; Chordata; Aves; Eurypygiformes; Eurypygidae. The record is from RefSeq and is a predicted model, not a curated record. The transcript has 15 exons. Gene Ontology annotation, cellular component: cytosol; chaperonin-containing T-complex. Bases 219 to 1685 code for a protein of 488 amino acids. Gene Ontology annotation, biological process: protein folding.
UUGUUAGUGUCAGGGAUUGGUUUUAAAAUGCAUUGCUUUACUAAAGCUAAGGGAAUAUUCUUGUGUUGACUCUGGUUUAGGCAUCCAUUUCCCUAGCUCCAGUGAACAUUUUCAAGGCAGGUGCAGAUGAAGAAAAGGCAGAAACAGCUCGGUUGUCAUCCUUUGUUGGUGCCAUUGCUAUUGGUGACCUGGUCAAGAGCACUCUGGGGCCUAAAGGCAUGGACAAGAUUCUUUUAAGUACAGGGAGAGACAGCACAGUAACGGUUACCAAUGAUGGUGCAACCAUCCUGAAAGCUAUUGGAGUUGACAACCCAGCUGCCAAGGUCUUGGUUGAUAUGUCAAAGGUUCAGGAUGAUGAAGUUGGUGAUGGAACUACGUCUGUCACAGUGUUGGCAGCUGAGUUACUGAGGGAGGCAGAAUUACUGAUUUCAAAGAAGAUUCAUCCCCAGACCAUCAUUGCAGGCUGGAGAGCAGCCACAAAAGCUUCACGAGAGGCACUUUUGAAAGCGGCUGUGGAUCAUGGUAAUGAUGAAGUGAAGUUCCGUGAAGACUUGAUGAACAUUGCGGGAACCACUCUUUCAUCAAAAUUACUUACUCAUCAUAAAGAUCACUUUGUGAAGCUAGCUGUAGAAGCUGUUCUUAGGUUGAAAGGUUCUGGUAAUUUGGAGGCUAUCCAUGUCAUUAAGAAACUUGGUGGAAGUUUGGCUGAUUCCUACUUAGAUGAAGGCUUUUUACUCGACAAGAAGAUCGGUGUAAAUCAGCCAAAAAGAAUUGAAAAUGCCAAGAUUCUUAUUGCAAAUACUGGUAUGGAUACAGACAAGAUUAAGAUUUUUGGCUCUCGCGUUAGAGUGGACUCUACAGCAAAGGUUGCAGAAAUAGAACAGGCAGAAAAAGAAAAAAUGAAGGAGAAGGUAGACCGUAUUCUUAAGCAUGGAAUAAACUGCUUUAUUAACAGGCAGUUGAUCUACAACUACCCUGAACAGCUCUUCGGAGCUGCUGGCGUCAUGGCUAUUGAACACGCAGACUUUGCUGGUGUAGAGCGCCUGGCUCUUGUUACAGGUGGCGAAAUUGCAUCAACCUUUGAUCACCCUGAGCUAGUAAAACUAGGAAGCUGCAAGCUUAUUGAAGAGGUCAUGAUUGGAGAAGAUAAACUCAUUCAUUUCUCUGGAGUGGCAAUGGGUGAAGCUUGCACCAUAGUUCUGCGUGGAGCAACGCAGCAGAUUCUGGAUGAAGCGGAGAGGUCUUUGCAUGAUGCUCUCUGUGUUCUUGCUCAGACUGUGAAGGACACUAGAACUGUGUACGGUGGAGGCUGUUCAGAGAUGCUGAUGGCUAACGCGGUUGCAGAGCUUGCCAUCAGAACACCUGGCAAAGAGUCUGUUGCAAUGGAGUCCUUUGCUAAGGCUUUACGAAUGAUCCCAACUAUAAUAGCUGAUAACGCUGGCUAUGACAGUGCAGAUUUGGUUGCUCAGCUCAGAGCUGCUCACAGUGAGGGGAAGACAACUUACGGACUUGAUAUGAAAGAGGGUACCAUUGGAGACAUGGCAGUCUUGGGAGUGACGGAAAGUUUCCAAGUCAAGAGGCAAGUUUUGCUGAGCGCAGCUGAAGCAGCAGAAAUGAUUCUUCGUGUAGACGACAUCAUUAAAGCGGCACCAAGAAAACGGGUACCAGACCAUCGCCCAUGUUAAAUUUUCU